AUGCUGUCCAUGCAACGACACUUUGCGCGCGUGACGUCCAAACGGUCGGCCGAUGACAGCCAGAUCGCAGUGCUGUUGAAGGAUUUCGAAGAUGGCGAUAUGCUGAUGACCAAGAUCGUGGAUUCCAGCCAGUCCUGGCGCGAUGCCUGGGUCUCCAUUGCUACUUUCCAGAGUCGCCUGGUCGACGAGUUCGAUGGGCUUUAUGGUCCCAUUGUCGGCACCUCCGAAACCCCUUCCAACCACAAGGCCAUCGAAACACCACCCGCCACUCUCGCUCGGACAAACAAACUACGGAAGGAAUAUGAUGAGUUGCGUACCGACCUGUUGCAGGAGCUCGAUGCCGUUGAGCAGCGUAUGACCCGGCCAGCUGCGCAAGCCAAGGAGUCUCUGACUCCAAUGAAGAAGACCAUCAAGAAGCGGAAUGAUAAAAAGUUGGAUUUUGAGCGCCACCAAGGCCGUGUUGAUGGCCUCGUUAAGAAGCCCAAGCGCUCCGACCGCGAUAAUACGAACCUUGCCAAAGCAGAAACAGAGCUUGCCAACGCCAAAGUGGUGUAUCAAGCAGCCGAUGACGACCUCCGACAGCGGCUCCCAACACUGAUCUCACUCAUAUUCUCACUGGCGCCAUGCGUCCUCGAGGCCCAGAUCGAAAUCCAGAACCGUAUGCUGGCACACUACUACACAGUACUGCACACAUACUGCGAAGAAGAACAGUUCCCAUCUCCACCGCCACCUAUGGAACAAGUGAUUCAAGAUUGGGAGUACGACUCGCAGCUCGUCCAGCAGAAAAUCGAAAGAUUCGGCUGCAUCACACAAGGUAAGGCGAUCCGACAAUCAAUGGCCGCCGACGCCCAGAAUAAGCGACCGCCCAUGAGUAGCCGCGCAAACAGCAUGGCAUCGCAGGUCUCCAACAUGUCACAGCGCAAGCCCACAGUCCCUCCACCGAUCCCAGGCAACAAGCCAUGCGGCCUCGAAGCCAUCUCGCCGGCCACAACACCAUCAAUCGCAACCCCCUGCGACUCAAUCUCCAUCUCCAGCUCCGCCGCCACCACUCCGCUCCCCACCGGCGGCGACUCCUACAUGCCCCCGCCGCCCGUGGCUCCCAUCCCACCAGCUCCGGUCCAAAAGCCGACUCCCCCAGCCGGCGUGCAGUUCUCCCCUGCCGGCCCCAACAUCGACCAUUUCCGGCUCGCCCGCCAGACCACCACCACCUCAUCCUCGGCAUCUAGCCUGUCCUCUUCUGCGGCCCUCUCGGACGCCAUCAAGCUCAAGAAGGCGCGUCCACCGCCCCCGCCGCCCGCUGCCCGCUCGGCCACUUUUGUCACUGCCCUGUACGACUUCGACGGCCACCGUAACGGUGACCUGGCUUUCCGCGAGGGCGACCGCAUCCGCGUUGUCGAGAAGACAGACAGCACGGAGGACUGGUGGGAAGGCGAGCUGAAGGGGGUGAAGGGGGCUUUUCCGGCGAACUAUGUCGAGGAAUAA
This is a messenger RNA of Penicillium alfredii, 1482 nucleotides long. RefSeq names its product BAR and SH3 domain-containing protein. Gene Ontology annotation, biological process: plasma membrane tubulation; actin cortical patch localization; endocytosis. Bases 1 to 1482 code for a protein of 493 amino acids. The transcript is spliced from 4 exons. The record is from RefSeq and is a predicted model, not a curated record. Lineage: Eukaryota; Fungi; Ascomycota; Eurotiomycetes; Eurotiales; Aspergillaceae. Gene Ontology annotation, molecular function: lipid binding; protein binding. Gene Ontology annotation, cellular component: actin cortical patch; Rvs161p-Rvs167p complex; medial cortex.